Messenger RNA from Zingiber officinale, 1840 nucleotides. RefSeq names its product cytochrome P450 89A2-like. Gene Ontology annotation, cellular component: membrane. Lineage: Eukaryota; Viridiplantae; Streptophyta; Magnoliopsida; Zingiberales; Zingiberaceae. The record is from RefSeq and is a predicted model, not a curated record. Bases 102 to 1694 code for a protein of 530 amino acids. Gene Ontology annotation, molecular function: oxidoreductase activity, acting on paired donors, with incorporation or reduction of molecular oxygen, NAD(P)H as one donor, and incorporation of one atom of oxygen; heme binding; iron ion binding. The transcript has a single exon.
CUCUGCUAGAUUUUGCGGAGUAGAGCGUAGAUCCGUUCCCACAACGAAAUCUAACUAUUUAUUUUCCGUCGUCUGAGAGUCCGAAGGAAGAGGCUAUCAUUAUGAAGAUGGCAUCCAUCGAGACAGGCGACACGCUCUUUCUCCUCUUCACCCUCUCCCUCUGCCUCAUAGCCUGGUUCCUCCUCUCCAGCUUCACUAAGAAGACGAAGCAGCAGCGCCUCCGCCUCCCUCCGGGCCCGCCCCACGUCCCACUCCUCACUCCGCUCCGCUUCCUCCGCCGCAGCUCCUUCGACCUCGAGCCCCUCCUCCGCCGCUUCCGAGCCAAAUACGGCCCCAUCUUCGCUCUCCGCCUCACGAAGAACCCCUCCAUCUUCAUCGCCGACCCUGCUCUCACCCACGACGCUCUCGUCCGCAACGGCGCCGCCUUCUCUGACCGUCCAUUCGGAAACCAGGCAAACCGCCUACUCAACGCCAAUCAGACCGCCAUCACCUCCGCCGCCUACGGUCCCCUCUGGCGAACCCUCCGCCGCAACCUUACCGCCGUCGUUCUCCACCCCUCCCGCAUCCGUCGCUACGCUGACGCCCGCCGCUGGGUCUUGGGCAUCCUAUUCAGCCGCCUCCGCGCCCAGGCGGCGGCCGAGGAGGGUGUCGUGGUGGUGAUGCAGAACUUCCAGUUCGCCAUGUUCUCCCUCCUCGCCCUCGUCUGCUUCGGCGAGAAGCUCGACGAGAAGACCAUCGAGGCCAUCGAAGAAGUUCAGAAGACCGCCAACGCCUCCUUCGCAAAGCGCGCCGUCUUUUCCUUCUUCCCCACCGUCACCAAGAUCGUCUUCCGCCGCCUCUGGAAUAGCCUCCUCGAGCUCCGCCGCCGGCAGGAGGCGCUCUUCCUGCCCCUUAUCCGCGCCCGGCGGGAAAUCCGCAAGGUCCGGAAAUCACAAGGGGUGGAAAUAGAAGAAGGCGGAGUCUACUCCUACGUUGACUCGCUUCUCGAUCUCCGAGCGCCGUUCUCCGGAGGCGAGCGGGAGCUCACUGAGGGCGAGAUACUGACGCUCUGUUCCGAAGUUCUCUCAGGAGGCACAGAUACCACAGCGACGGCUCUGCAGUGGAUCAUGGCGCACCUGGUGAAGGAGCCCCACAUCCAAGAGAAGCUCUAUGAGGAGAUCCGGCGAGUGGAAGCGGAGGAAGGGGAGACAAUCACGGAGGAGAUGCUGCAGCAGAACAAGUUGCCGUACUUGAAGGCGGUGAUAAUGGAGGGGCUCCGACGCCAUCCGCCAGGCCACUUCGUGCUGCCGCACACGGUGAAGGAGGACAUGGAAUUUCACGGGCAUCUGAUCCCCACCGGAGCGGUGGUGAACUUCACGGUGGCGGAGAUGCAGUGGGACGAGAAGGUAUGGCCGACGCCGAUGGAAUUCCGGCCGGAGAGGUUUCUCCCCGGAGGGGAGGGGGAGGACGUGGACAUCACAGGGAGCAGGGAGAUUAAGAUGAUGCCGUUCGGGGUGGGGAGGAGGAUCUGCCCGGGGCUGGCGCUGGCGCUGCUCCACCUCGAGUUCUUCGUCGCCAAUUUGGUGAAGGAGUUCCAGUGGAAGCCUGCAGCGGAAGGGGAGGAAGUCGACCUGACGGAGACGCUAGAGUUGACCGUUAUCAUGAAGCAUCCACUGCGAGCUCGAAUCACGACGAGACCAUCGAUCGCGAGCUAAAUGUCAUAUCGUGCAGUUAAUGCUAUGUUUUAUGAAGUCAUAUUUAUCCUUAUGCUGUCUUCCAUGUUAAUUUAGGUACAAGUUGAUAAGGGUGUUGACGGCGAGUAAAUCAUCUUUACUAUAUAUUUAUCCUUAUGCUUAAAUAA